Trichosurus vulpecula (common brushtail) is the source of this 3173-nucleotide messenger RNA. RefSeq names its product cyclin B3 (gene CCNB3). The record is from RefSeq and is a predicted model, not a curated record. NCBI's taxonomy places the organism in Eukaryota, Metazoa, Chordata, Mammalia, Diprotodontia, Phalangeridae. The transcript is spliced from 12 exons. Gene Ontology annotation, biological process: regulation of cyclin-dependent protein serine/threonine kinase activity; mitotic cell cycle phase transition. Gene Ontology annotation, cellular component: cytoplasm; centrosome; cyclin-dependent protein kinase holoenzyme complex. The coding region runs from base 124 to 1434 and encodes 436 amino acids. Gene Ontology annotation, molecular function: cyclin-dependent protein serine/threonine kinase regulator activity.
CUGCACAUUGCGGGUUCCCAGCGGGGUAACGGAGCAGCGGCUGCCCUCGUUAGUACCGAGGAUCGGGGAGCCGGAGCCUUGGGCAGCAGGACUGUGGGGGAGCAACUGCUGAAUCUGUGGGAGAUGCCAGUGCCUCGAGGCUCCAGAUCUGCCAAUGGCAAGGGACUCCGAUCCAGCAAAGCUCAAGCCAUGGAGAAUACUAGAGGUGAAGCAGUUAGAGCCGUGGAGAGCCAAGAAGCAGACAAGGAGGAAAAUAGCCAGGCAAAGAGAUCACCAUCUUCACCACAGGGAGCACCCAAAAAGCGGUCAGCUUUUGGAGAUCUCACCAAUGCUCACCAGUCUAAGAAGGAGGUGCUCAAGGGUACUGCUAAGAAGGUACUUAGGAGCGAAGCGGCUCAGGAGCUCUCCAGAAACAAGGAGAUCAACUUGAAAAAGUCUGGACCCAAAUCCCUUCCAGAGGAGGCCUCUGUUAACUCUGAGCCCACUGUCAAGGAAGGACUCAUGCCUGUUCAGGAGGAGGAGCCUGUGCUGGUGAAGAAAGAGCCCAGUGUUGAAGGGGCCUCAGCUGCAGGUCAACCAGAACCGAGUGAGCAGAUGUCUGGGAUGGAGAAUAUUGAAAAAGUUGAAGAGGACCCAUAUACCAAUACAGAAUAUGCCAAGGAAAUCUUCAAGUACAUGAGAAAGAGAGAGGAGAUCUUCCCCAUCUCAAACUACAUGGUCAAGCAGCAUGACAUCAGCAAGGAUAUGAGAGCCAUCUUGGUGGACUGGAUGGUGGAGGUGCAGGAGAACUUUGAGCUGACCCAUGAGACCCUGUACUUGGCAGUGAAGUUGGUGGAUCACUACUUAAUGCAAAUGGUGUGCUUAAGGGACAAGUUACAGCUGAUUGGAUCCACUGCUAUCCUGAUUGCAUCAAAAUUUGAGGAACGUUGCCCACCCUGCAUAGAUGAUUUCCUGUAUAUUUGUGAUGAUGCUUAUCAGCGAGAGGAGCUUCUUUCCAUGGAAAUCAACAUCCUCCACACCCUCAACUUUGAUAUUAACAUUCCUAUUGCCUAUCGUUUCCUGCGCAGAUUUGCCAAGUGUGCCCACGUCAACAUGGAGACCCUGACCUUGGCCAGGUUCAUCUGUGAGUUGACUCUGCAAGAAUAUGACUAUGUCCAGGAGAGAGCCUCAAAGCUGGCUGCUAGUUGUUUCUUCUUGGCUCUCAAGAUGAAGAAUGUUGGAAAAUGGACUCCCACAUUAGAACAUUAUAGUGGAUACCGGAGCACAGAUCUCUUCUCCUUGGUCAAGAGACUCAACUUCCUGCUGACUUACCAGCGCCAUGACAAACUCAAGGCCGUGCGUACCAAGUACUCUCACAGAGUUUUCUUUGAAGUUGCUAAAACCCCUACCUUGGACAUGCUGAAGCUGGAGGAGAUUCUGAAGAACUCAGUCUGAAGAACCAAGCAGGGAUCCAUGUGGGGAAGCCCUGAGGCUAGCCUUGUAAAUAGACUGUAAAUAUUUUGUACUGUCUUUGUCUCCUCCUCUUUGUCAACAUGUUUGUCCCUUUCUGUCUGUCUGAACUCAUGUCAUUUUAAGAAAAAGCUACACUUUUUAAGAAGAACUAGUUCCAAUGUUUUGAUUAGAAACUAAAUAAAAUUUUGUUAAGUGCCUUCCCUCCCCUCCUCUCUUAUUCUCCAGGGGCAGGUGAGGUGUCAGAAGGUAAAAACCAGCCUCCUACCCUCCCUGGGGAAUAAGCCAUUCCUUUCCUGCUGCUAGUUGUCCCCACGGCCUGCCCUAUUCUAGCUUCUAUAAAUCUCUAGUCACUACUCAAGGAGGGGAAGUAUUGCUACUCGGAUACCGAGUUCAAGGGUGCCUUCUAGCCCCGCCUGAGAGAACUUUCCAUGCCCAGUAAAUAGCCUCGAGAAUUGGAGCAGCCAGCAGUGCCCACGAUACCCUGUGCUUUACCUGGUGCUUUUCUGCAUUUGCAGAACAAUCUUUAGUUGCUUAUAGAAUAUAUAGAAUAAGGAGCUACUCUCCUUUUUCUGCAGUUUUGCCUUUAGUAGCUAGAAAGAAUUCCUAUAGUUGGUAGUUAAGGAAGCUGAGUAAUGGGUAGGUUGGGGAGGGGGGUGCAAAGCACCCUUUCCCAGCCUACCUGUGAAUUGUCAAUUUAUGUUUGUUUUUCCCACUCCAUUUUAUAUGUAUGUAUGUGAUGUCAUUAAUGUGUUGGUCAGAGGUGCUUGUGGAGGCCUUUGAGUUGUGGCAGGUGUUGGCUAACACUUUGAACUGAUCUGUGCCUUCUGAUAUUUAUCUUUAAUGGCUGAAAAAAAAUCUAUGCCACAGGCCAUCCCUCAGUACCCACGGGGGAUAGGGAUUGAAGAUGUACAUUCAGAUCGUGCCACUGCCUCAAAAUCCUAGUGGUAGAUAGGCCUAGUAGACACAUCAUUUUUCCAUCCUCAAGGAUGAGAAAGCUUAAGAAGAGCAGCUUUGAAGUAAUUGUGCUUUUGUGUUAAUAGGGAACAAAUCUGGCCUGAUUUUCCUUCUCUUUCCUUAUGUCCCUCUGCUAGAGGUGCUAAGGCACAAUGAGUGGCUAAAGAAUUAGGCUGGGCUUGAGGCCAGAAGCUUGGAAAUGAUAAUAGUAAAGCCAAGACUCAUUACAGGGGGUGGUUAGUUUGGUGCCGUUUCAUUCAAGUGGUCUGACAUUAACCUCUUGGCUGAUAGCUUAGGGGCAGCUAUCAUUUAUGUACAACUGAAGCACCUGCUUCCCAGGCUUUGCUCUGUUCUUUGGCCUCAGAAGCCACACUGGAGGGGGUGAGAAAGGCUGUGUUAUAGAGAGGGGUGUGGACCCUCAAAGAUGUUUCUGUAGUGGUCCACCAAAGUGUCACUGCACCCUUCCUCCAACUCUGCAUUCUAAGGGGGCUGGGGCUGUUGCCUCACAGAUAUCUACUUGUCCACAGCAGCCUUUUUGCUUUUACCCACUUUUCUGCUAGUCCAGUAGAGCUCUCACCCUCUGUGUCUUCCCCUUCACGAAACUCUUUCUCAUUCCUAGGGUGAUAAAGAGAGACAUCUGCACUGUGGCUUUUUUUAGUAGCCCCCUUACACCUGGGUUCUGUGUAUUGGCCUUUGAUUGUUACUAUUGAUGUUUCAGUGUAUGUUUUGGCAUAAAAAUUUAUUUGAAAUUUAAUAAAAGAAGUUUG